Messenger RNA from Delphinapterus leucas (beluga whale), 6236 nucleotides. The record is from RefSeq and is a predicted model, not a curated record. Lineage: Eukaryota; Metazoa; Chordata; Mammalia; Artiodactyla; Monodontidae.
GUGGGGAUGGUUCACAGUCUGGAGGAGAGAGGGCGGCAGUCCGAGAAGGGGGCUAAGAGGCCACCCCCAGCCCGGGGCAGCCCAGCACCCGAGUCUGCAGCCUCGGGUGGGGAGGGGAGGUGCCGCUCCCGGGGCCGGAGAGAAGGGGGUGGCUCCCCCCCGCCCCCGCCGCGGUGGGUCGGGGCGCGGGGCCGGGCUGCGCGGGAGCCGCAGCCUUUUCCGGGGGGCGGUCCGGAGGCGUUAGCGCACGGCUCCUGCCCCGACAGGUGCGCGCCGCGCGCAGGAAUGCGGUCUGCCUGACUCAUCCGCUCCUCCUUCCUACCUGCCGCCCAGCCCAUAAAGCGGUCCCCUCCCCGCCGCCGCCCGCCCUCCCUGCAGCCCGCCCUCUGGACAGUCCCGGCUCGCCCGCGCGCCGCCUCCGGAGCCGCCGAGCGGAGCCCAGCGCGGGGAGGGCGCGAGUCAGCCCCAAGGAGGAAGAGGAUGGCAGGGCCGCAUCCCAGCUGGUGGACCAGGCUGUUGCUGGCAGCCCUGCUGAGCGCCAGCUUCCCCGGGGACAUGGCGAACCGCUGCAAGAAGGCCCAGGUGAAGAGCUGCACGGAGUGCAUCCGCGUGGACAGGGACUGCGCCUACUGCACGGACGAGAUGUUCAAGGAACGGCGCUGCAACACCCAGGCAGAGCUGCUGGCUGCGGGCUGCCGGCAGGAGAGCAUGGUGGUCAUGGAGAGCAGCUUCGAGAUCACAGAGGAAGCGCAGAUCGACACCACCCUGCACCGUAGCCAGGUGUCCCCCCAGGGGCUGCGGGUGCGGCUGCGGCCGGGAGAGGAGCAGCGCUUUGAGCUGCAGGUGUUUGAGCCCCUGGAGAGCCCCAUGGACCUGUAUAUCCUCAUGGACUUCUCCAACUCCAUGUCUGACGAUCUGGACAACCUCAAGAAGAUGGGGCAGGAUCUGGCCCAGGUCCUGAGGCAGCUCACCAGCGACUACACGAUUGGAUUUGGCAAGUUCGUGGACAAAGUUAGCGUCCCUCAGACAGACAUGAGGCCCGAGAAGCUGAAGGAGCCCUGGCCCAACAGUGACCCCCCCUUCUCCUUCAAAAACGUCAUCAGCCUGACGGAAGACGUGGAGGAGUUCCGGAACAAGCUAAAGGGAGAGCGGAUCUCAGGCAACCUGGACGCCCCCGAAGGAGGUUUCGAUGCCAUCCUGCAGACGGCCGUGUGCACCAGGCACAUCGGCUGGCGCCCCGACAGCACCCACUUGCUGGUAUUCUCUACCGAGUCGGCCUUCCACUACGAGGCGGAUGGCGCCAACGUGCUGGCUGGCAUCAUGAGGCGCAACGACGAGGAGUGCCACCUGGACACCACGGGCACCUACACCCAGUACGGGACACAGGACUACCCGUCGGUGCCCACCUUGGUGCGCCUGCUCGACCGGCACAACAUCAUCCCCAUCUUCGCAGUCACCAACUACUCCUAUAGUUACUACGAGAAGCUAUCCUCGUAUUUUCCUGUCUCUUCGCUGGGGGUGCUGCAGGAGGACUCUUCCAACAUCGUGGAUCUGCUGCAGGAUGCCUUCAACCGUAUCCGCUCCAACCUGGACAUCCGGGCCCUGGAAAGCCCCCGAGGCCUGCGGACAGAGGUCACCUCCAGGAUGUUCCAGAAGACGAACACUGGGUCCUUUCUCAUCCGGCGGGGGGAAGUGGGCACAUACCAAGUGCAGCUGCGGGCUAUCGAGGACUUGGACGGGACUCACGUGUGCCAGUUGCCAGAAGCGGACCAGAAGGGCAACAUCCAUCUGAAGCCCUCCUUCUCCAAUGGCCUCAAGAUGGACGUGGACAUCGUCUGUGACAUGUGCUCCUGUGAGCUGCAAAAAGAGGAGCGGUCAUUUCGCUGCAGCUUCAACGGGGAUUUCAUGUGCGGACACUGUGUGUGCAAUGAGGGCUGGAGCGGCAAGACCUGUAACUGCUCCACUGGCUCCCUGAGCGACCUGGCGCCCUGCCAGCGGGAGGGUGAGGACAAGCUGUGCUCGGGGCAGGGCGAGUGCCAGUGCGGCCACUGCGUGUGCUAUGGUGACGGCCGCUAUGAGGGUCAAUUCUGUGAAUACGACAACUUCCAGUGCCCCCGUGCCUCCGGGUUCCUCUGCAACGACCGAGGACGCUGCUCCAUGGGCCAGUGUGUGUGUGAGCCUGGCUGGACAGGCUUGAGCUGUGACUGUCCUCUCAGCAAUGCCACCUGCAUCGACAGCAACGGGGGUAUCUGUAAUGGGCGUGGCUACUGCGAGUGUGGCCGCUGCCACUGCAACCAACAGUCGCUCUACACAGACACCAUCUGCGAAAUCAACUACUCAGCGAUCCGCCUGGGCCUCUGUGAGGACCUGCGGUCCUGUGUGCAGUGCCAGGCGUGGGGCACCGGUGAAAAGAAGGGGCACGUGUGUAAGGAGUGCAGCUUCAAGGUCAAGAUGGUGGAUGAGCUUAAGAAAGCGGAGGAGGUGAUGGAGUACUGCUCCUUCCGGGACGAGGAGGACGACUGUACAUACAGCUACACCGUGGAGGGUGAUGGCGCCCCCGGGCCCAACAGCACCGUCCUGGUGCAGAGGAGGAAGGACUGCCCCCCCGGCACCUUCUGGUGGCUCAUUCCCCUGCUCGUGUUCCUCCUGUUGCUCCCGGCACUGCUGCUCCUGCUCUGCUGGAAGUACUGUGCCUGCUGCAAGGCCUGCCUGGCCCUUCUCCCAUGCUGCAACCGAGGUCACAUGGUGGGCUUCAAGGAAGACCACUACAUGCUGCGGGCGAACCUGAUGGCCUCGGAUCACCUGGACACGCCCCUGCUGCGCAGCGGGAACCUCAAGGGGCGCGACACGGUCCGCUGGAAGACCGCCAACGUGCAGCGGCCUGGCUCUGCCUCGCGUGCUGCCGGCAUCAGCCCCACGGAGCUGGCGCCCUACGGGCUGUCCCUGCGCCUUGCCCGCCUUUGCACCGAGAACCUACUGAAGCCUGGCACCCGAGAAUGUGACCAGCUGCGCCAGGAAGUGGAGGAGAACCUGCACGAGGUGUACAGGCACAUCACAGGCGCGCAGAAGCUCCAGCAGACCAAGUUCCGGCAGCAGCCCAAUGCCGGGAAAAAGCAGGACCACACCAUUGUGGACACGGUGCUGAUGGCGCCCCGCUCGGCCAAGCAGGCCCUGCUGAAGCUGACGGAGAAGCAUGUGGAGCAGGGGGCCUUCCACGAGCUCAAGGUGGCCCCUGGCUACUACACCCUCACUGCAGACCAGGACGCCCGGGGCAUGGUGGAGUUCCAGGAGGGUGUGGAGCUGGUGGACGUGCGGGUGCCUCUCUUCAUCCGGCCUGAGGACGAUGACGAGAAGCAGCUGCUGGUGGAGGCCAUCGACGUGCCCGCGGGCACUGCCACCCUCGGCCGCCGCCUGGUCAACAUCACCAUCAUCAAGGAGCAAGCCAGUGGGAUCGUGUCCUUUGAGCAGCCCGAGUACUUGGUCAGCCGCGGGGAGCAUGUGGCCCGCAUCCCCGUCAUCCAGCGUAUCCUGGACAACGGCAAGUCCCAGGUCUCCUACUGCACGCAGGACAACACAGCGCAGGGCAACCGGGACUACAUCCCCACAGAAGGCGAACUGCUAUUCCAACCUGGGGAGACCUGGAAGGAGCUGCAGGUGAAGCUCCUGGAGCUGCAGGAGAUGGACUCCCUCCUGCGGGGCUGCCAGACCCGCCGCUUCUACAUCCAACUCAGCAACCCCAAGUUUGGGGCCCGCCUGGGCCAGCCCCAGUCUGCCACUGUUAUCAUUGGGGACCAAGAUGAACUGGACGGGAACUUAAUGGGCCAGACCCUAUCAUCACCCCUACUCCCCCGGGGUGACCUGGGUGCCCCACAGAACCCCAAUGCCAAGGCCACUGGGUCCCGGAAGAUCCACUUCAACUGGCUGCCCCCUCCUGGCAAGCCAACAGGGUACCGGGUGAAGUAUUGGAUCCAGGGUGACUCUGAGUCCGAAGCCCACCUCCUCGACAGCAAGAUGCCCUCGGUGGAGCUCACCAACCUGUACCCAUACUGCGACUACGAGAUGAAGGUGUGCGCCUACGGGGCGCAGGGCGAGGGCCCCUACAGCUCCCUGGUGUCCUGUCGCACUCACCCGGAAGCUCCCAGCGAGCCAGGGCGUCUGGCCUUCAAUGUUGUCUCCUCCACCGUGACCCAGCUGAGCUGGGCUGAGCCGGCCGAGACCAACGGCGAGAUCACAGCCUAUGAGGUCUGCUAUGGCCUGGUCAACGAGGACAGCCGACCCAUCGGGCCCAUGAAGAAGGUGCUGGUGGACAGCCCCAAGAAGCGGACGCUGCUCAUUGAGAACCUGCGGGAGUCCCAGCCGUACCGCUACACGGUCAAGGCUCGCAACGGCGCAGGCUGGGGGCCUGAGCGGGAGGCCAUCAUCAACCUGGCCACCCAGCCCAAGCGGCCCAUGUCCAUUCCCAUCAUCCCGGACAUCCCCAUCGUGGACGCCCAGAGUGGGGAAGACUACGAAAGCUUCCUCAUGUACAGCGAUGACGUGCUCCGCUCCCCGACAGGCAGCCAGAGGCCGAGCGUCUCUGAGGACACUGGUGACGGCUGGAAGUUCGAGCCCCUGCUAGGGGAGGAGCUGGACCUGCGGCGCGUCACAUGGCGGCUGCCCCCGGAGCUCAUUCCGCGCCUGUCGGCCAGCAGCCGGCGCUCCUCCGACACCGCCGAGCCGCCCCGCGGGCCCCUGGACGACGGCGCCGCCGAUGGGGGCGCGCGGGGUGCCGGCGGGGAGGGAGGUGACCGGCCUGCCCUGACCCGGCCCCCAGAGGAGCACCUGGUGAACGGGCGGAUGGACUUUGCCUUCCCGGGCAGUGCCAACUCCCUGCACAGGAUGGCUGUGAGCAACGCUGCCUACAGCACCCACCUGAGCCCACACCUGCCCCACCGCGUGCUGAGCACAUCCUCCACCCUCUCGCGGGACUACCACUCGCUGACCCGCCCGGAACACUCGCACUCGUCCACGCUGCCCAGGGACUACUCAACCCUCACCUCCCUCUCCUCCCAGAGCUCCCGCUUGGCUGCCGGUGUGCCCGACACGCCCACCCGCCUGGUGUUCUCAGCCCUGGGACCCACGUCUCUGAAAGUGAGCUGGCGGGAGCCGCAGUGCGAGCGAGCGCUGCAGGGCUACAGCGUGGAGUACCAGCUGCUGAAUGGCGGUGAGCUGCACCAGCUUAACAUCCCCAACCCCAGCCAGACUUCGGUGGUGCUGGAAGACCUCCUGCCCAACCACUCCUACGUGUUCCGCGUGCGGGCCCAGAGCCAGGAAGGCUGGGGCCCAGAGCGCGAGGGUGUCAUCACUAUCGAGUCACAGGUGCACCCACAGAGCCCUCUCUGCCCCCUACCGGGCUCUGCCUUCACUUUGAGCACGCCCAACGCCCCGGGCCCGCUGGUGUUCACCGCCCUGAGCCCGGACUCUCUGCAGUUGAGCUGGGAGCGGCCGCGCAGGCCUGAUGGCGACAUCCUCGGCUACCUGGUGACUUGUGAGAUGGCCCACGGAGGAGAGCCAGCCACCACGUUCCUGGUGGAUGGCGACAGCCCCGAGAGCCGGCUGACGGUGCCAGGCCUCAGCGAGAACGUGCCCUACAAGUUCAAGGUGCAGGCCAAGACCACCCAAGGUUUCGGGCCGGAGCGUGAAGGCAUCAUCACCAUCGAGUCCCAGGCUGGAGGCCCCUUCCCACAGCUGGGCAGCCACUCGGGGCUCUUCCAGCACCCAAUGCCAGGAGAGUACAGCAUCACCACCACCCACUCCAGCACCACUGAGCCCGUCCUACUGGACGGAUUGACCCUGGGGUCCCCGCACUUGGAAGCCCAUGGCUCCCUCACCCGGCAAGUGACACAGGAGUUUGUGAGCCGGACACUGACCACCAGUGGAACCCUCAGCACCCACAUGGACCAACAGUUCUUUCAGACCUGAGCCCCCGACCCCCACCUCCUCUCCCUGGCGCUGCCUCAGCUACUCCAUCCUUGGACCCCUGGCGACCAGCCCACCCGCAUGCUGAUCACAGGGCUGGUGCCUCUGGCCACAGAGCAGGGGGUAGGUGUCCUCUGGGAGGCACGAAGUGGUCCCGGAAGGCCCUUCAGCUGCCCUCCUACCCUGGGCCCAAGCCCAUUUGUAACCAAAGAGCUAGGACCAGCAUGACAAGGUUCCAGCUUUGUUCUGCACUUAAUAAAAGAUUUUGCUACUGCUGA